UAGUAAACACUAACGCCUUCUUGCAUAGUAUAAGUGGGCGGUACGUGUUAAAUACACAUCUCUAGCCUGGUCGGAGUAGUGUCUUAUAAUCAGCAAAGUGGCGCGUCACGGGCACGGACAAGAAGCAGCGUCUCGCUCCAUGUUUUCCCGACGCUUGCGACGACGUGCACGAGAUUCAACUCUCCGUCACCAUAGUACGAGCAUACGUAAAGUGGAUAGAAUUUCAAAUCUCAACGUUAAAAUAUUGACAUAUACAUUUUUGAUAAAAGUGGGGAGCAGUGUGGGGUUAUUUCAAUUAAGACCAAAAACCCAUCCUCAUUACCAGCAGACACUAAAGCAGCAUCAGCACAUCAUUUGGUUAGCCAAUUAAGGAUUUAAGCAUGUAGUCUGAUUCUAAAUAAAAUACACACUUACUUACAUACAUAUAAUAUAAAAGUGCAAACCAGAAUACAUUCAAAGAUAUACCUAAUAGGGCUUAUCCAAUCGCAAUUAAAAAGAUAGCAAACUACGUUAGUGCAUAAAGCAAUCAAAAACAAAAAACUCAAACAUAAACUGCACUAUUUACAAAAAGCCACUUAACCAAAUAGCAAACCACUUAAAAAUCUAAUGUUGUGCUUAAAUGCGGCAAAAAGGCGCAAGUGAAAAGUGACAACAUUAAACAGAAGAAUUUAUCUCCUAUCAUACGUAAAACGUAAGGUAAUUUCAUCUUUCUUGAGUUCAAUUGAGCGAAUAGAAAUUAACUGUUACCAAUGAAAGAUGUCACAAAGAGGUAAACGCGGUAAUCAUCAACAUCAUCAACGACUCGACGUUGAACCACAGCCUCCGCCGACAAAACGGCGUAAAGGGCGGCCACCUAAUGGCGGAGGUGGAAGCAAUGGUAGCGGUAGUGGCAGUGGUGGCGCUGCAGUUGGAAGUGGGCUUAAUGGCAACAAUGGCGGUGCAAAUGUUGGCAGCCACUGCGGAAGCAUAGUGGGUAGCGUACCAUUAAGCCUGCCUUAUACUGCUUCUUCCUCUAUAAGCAAUAGUAAUGCCGAAAAUGAGCAAAAUAGUGUGGUAGCUUUGGUACCCGAAGAAAUGGCAGCAUUAGCUGCCACAAGUGCGAAAGUAGCAGCCAGCCAAGGAUCUUCCUCUUCGGCGGCAGCAUGGCAACCGCGGUCAGUAGCAGAUAUUAAGAUUUCAAGUAUUUACAAUCGAAGCUCAACGGAGGCACCGGCCGAACUGUAUCGCAAGGAUCUCAUAAGCGCAAUGAAAUUGCCGGAUUCGGAGCCUUUGGCUAAUUACGAGUAUCUCGUAGUAAAUGAUCAGUGGAAGCAAGAGUGGGAGAAGGGCGUGCAGGUGCCUGUAAAUCCCGACUCUUUGCCAGAACCAACCGUUUACGUGCUGUCAGAACCAAUAGUGCCGCCUGCGCAUGACUUUAAACUUCCCAAGAAUCGCUUUCUGCGUAUAACCAAAGACGAUACUUACUCCAGCGAGUUACAUUGUCUGACAAAUGUGGUUGCGCAAGCGGAGAAUACAUGUGCCUACGACAUUGAUCCAGUCGAUGAAGCAUGGCUGGAAUUACUCAACUCUGAUCGUGCGCAAUACGGUGCUUUUUCCAUUACUGAAACCCAAUUUGAGCGCGUUAUCGAAGAACUCGAGAUACGGUGUUGGGAACAAAUACAGGUAAUCCUGAAAAAUGAGGAGGGUCUUGGCAUCGAAUAUGAUGAGAAUGUCAUAUGCGAUGUGUGCCGGUCCCCCGACUCUGAGGAAGCCAACGAAAUGGUAUUCUGUGAUAAUUGCAAUAUUUGCGUACAUCAGGCAUGCUAUGGUAUUACAGCGAUUCCAUCAGGUCAGUGGCUUUGUCGGACGUGUUCUAUGGGUAUUAAACCGGAUUGUGUACUCUGCCCGAAUAAAGGCGGGGCCAUGAAAUCAACCAAAUCAGGCAAACAUUGGGCACAUGUCUCUUGUGCACUCUGGAUACCAGAAGUAAGCAUUGGUUGUGUAGAUCGCAUGGAACCAAUUACCAAGAUUUCCAGCAUUCCAUCGAGUCGAUGGGGCCUUGUAUGCAUUCUGUGUCGGGCUCGAGUCGGCGCAUGUAUACAGUGUUCCGUGAAAACCUGUAAAACCGCUUAUCACGUAACUUGCGCAUUUCAACAUGGCCUUGAGAUGCGAGCAAUUAUUGAGGAGGGCAACGCAGAGGAUGGUGUUAAGCUGCGUUCCUAUUGUCAAAAGCACAGUGUUAGUAAGGGUAAAAAAGAUGGUAGCGGAGCACAUAGCAGUAGCACAAAUAAACAUAAUAGUACACAUGGAGCAGCUAAUGAUGAAGACGAUUGCCGGCGACGAAAAAGUCGAAAAUCAGAUAUGACUUCGGAGGAGCGUAAUCAAGCGCGAGCUCAACGCUUACAGGAAGUUGAGGCGGAAUUCGAUAAACACGUGAACAUUAAGGACAUCAGUUGCCAUUUGUUCGAUGUCGAUGAUGAUGCCAUCGAAUCCAUUUACAAUUACUGGAAGUUGAAACGCAAAUCUCGUCAUAACCGCGCUUUGAUUCCACCCAAGUCGGAGGACGUCGAGAUGAUAGCACGAAAGCAAGAACAACAAGAUCUGGAGAACCACAAAUUGGUGGUGCACUUACGGCAAGACUUGGAGCGUGUAAGAAAUCUUUGCUAUAUGGUUAGUAGACGCGAAAAGCUUUCCAGAUCACUUUUUAAGCUGCGCGAACAGGUAUUUUAUAAGCAAAUUUCAGUGCUUAGCGAUGAAAAUUUGCGGGAGGGUAGUGGUAGUGGUAGUGGUGUUUCGAAUGUGCCCCGUACGGCGCUAGAUGUUAACGUUGAUGAUAGCUUCAAAAAUGCUGUUAUUUAUGCUAAUGAUGGCCCAACGCUGUACGAUAGGUUUUAUUCAUCGAAUAGCAAUGAAAGUAUUCCAGCACAAUAUCAAAAUAUUAACUUUAUUUUAGAGAAGCUUUUAGGUAGCGUGAAGGGAAGUAGGGGAGCAGGGAGGGGUGCUGGUGCGCGCACAUCCACAUCACCGACAAAACGAAAAACUACACAAUCUUCUGCCUCAGCUGCAGCGACAAGCAAUGCAACCGCGAGUGCAAACUCAACCACUGCACCUGCAUCGAUUGCGGGUGCGGGUGCGGCAAGUAGUAGUAGUAAUAGUAAUAAGCUCUCGCCAAAUAAGAAAGUAAACAAUGGUGCAAUAGCAAUUACGCAAACGACUAGUUCGGUAGCGCCGACUGCGGUAACAGUAGCGAGUAAUGAAAAGCAGGUAAAUUCUAGUCGUCGCAGUUCAAUCGGCGCCGCUGGCAGUUCGGCAGCUGCAAGUGUAUCCGGAUUGACUACAGCUGUGCCGGAGAAAAAUCGUGCUUCAGUUUCCAAAGCAAGUACAUCCGGUCAUUCGGCGACGAAUAUCAAAUCGUCGGCAGCGGAAUCGCGUUCUCGCAGUACCAAAAGUAGCAAUGUUAGUGAGAGAAAAAGCACAACUAAAGCAUCAGCAAAAUACUCCGAUGCCAGUUGCCAGUCGUCUAAUAACAAUUCGUCAGGGAGUUCGUCCUCCGGUGAUGAUGACUCGUCAUCGGAGGAAGAAGGAACGUCAACCGAUUCGGGCAGUACUGGCUCCGAUGAUGAAUCAGACUCUGGCUCAAGCUCAUCUGCAUCAACAUCCAGUGCAGGAAGCGGCGCACAAUCCGUCAGAGCAAAGGCAGCAGCCGCUUCACGUAAAGUCUCACCAGCCAAAUCAGUCACCGCAUCAACUGGGACUGCGACAGCUGCGCAUCAGAAUCAAAAGAAGCAAACUUAUGCGCGAUCUGUGGAACUGCGACAGAAACAGAGAAGAAAAAGUGGCAGCAACAGCACCGCUGUCACCGGAGCGGGACGAGGAGAUGCUACCGCAACAACUGUGUUGUCCAGCUCCAGUGAUGACGAACAGGAUAUCCGAUCAGUACCUGCCAAACACCAACAACAGCAACAGCAAUCUAAGUCAACAAAACAAAACAAUAUUAGUCCGAAGAAAUCUACUACCCUCAGCACAACAACUACAGCAGCAGAAUCAGCAAUGCCAGCACCAGGGGCACAAACAGCAGCAACAACAGGAUCAACAACAACAACAGGAAAUCGUGGACGAGACUUCCUUUCACAGAUGGCCAAACAAUUGCAACAGGAGAAGGGCUCUGAGAGUACAUCGAGCGAUGAAAGUGAGGAGCUGUUGCCACUAAAGGGUGCUGAUAGAAACUCCAAUCUAGCAAGUGGUGCAGCAACUGUGUCAACAGCAGCCCAAUCAUCGACUUUGACAGGACGCACAACAAAGGCGGUGCAGCAAAUAUACUCAGAUUCUGAAAGUCUUUCCGGCGGCGAAGCCGAUAAAGAUGAACGAGCUGUAGAAAGUAAUGUAAGCGACUCACAAAAUCAACAAACAAUACGCACGAAGGCGGCACUUAAAGAAUUUACUCUGCAACAACAACAACAGUCUUCAACAGGCUUGAGCAGCCGCGGUAAGAAGGAGCCACCGUCUAAGUCUGCAAGCGCACAUCGCACACUAGAGCGGAAAUCGGAACAAAAAGUGGUGUCAAGCGGACACAGUAAGGCAGCAGCCGAGGUACCGAGUAGAGGAAAGAAGGCAAGUGCGGCGGCUAUUGAGCGACAGAAUAAGCUAACGGCAGAUUUGUUGGUCGUGCCUCAGCGGCAGGCAGCCAAGAAGGCAUCCGAAAAUAUGCGUUCGACUGGCAUUUACACUACUGCCGCCGGAGCAGUGCCCGGUAUGGCCAAUACAUUAUCUUCGGAAAUAACAGAAAAGCCCAAAGAUCAGCGCUCAGAUAAAGAAUUGGAGAGGUCAAGGGGAAAGGAGACUGGCAUGAAGAAUGAAGAUAAGUCGGAAAAACUGCGUACAAAAGAAAAAUCUCUUACUGGUGCUGGGCUAAAGCCUCCUGAAUCCGAAGUAAAAGAAAAGGAGAAAGAUAAAGAAAAAGAAAAGGAGAAAGAGAAGGAAAGAAAUAAAGAAAAGGAGAAAGAUAAAGAGAGGGAGCGCGGAACUGGAACUGGAAAACGUGGCCGUCCUCCUAAGGCGCGUGACCCUGAAACCAUUUCUAGAUCCAUAUCAGGGCAAAAAGACGGCGAGCAAAUUUCCAAAAUCAAUUUCAGCUCGCCAAACCGCGCACGAAAGGAUGACAAGAAUGUAUGCCGUACUGUGGAACAGCUUAGUGCAAAGUCCCUAUCCACAAGUUCAGACAGAAGCACGCGCCUUUCUACGGAUCAUACGACGGUUGAUACCGUCAAGUCCAGUGUGUCAACACCGCCCAAACAAAAUGACAUAAGAGCGAAUAACAUUCUAGUGGCAUACGUGCCUCAGAGGCAGGCCGCUAAAAAAGCAGCUGAACAACUUAAGAGUAGUGGCAAACCUCCUGCUGCAAGUGAGGCAAUAACCGAUGAUAAGGAACGUUCGGAACGCAGUGAAAAGGAAAGCAAGUUAAGGACACCAGACGGUCGUAGUACGCGCUUGCCACCCAUGCGACGUAUGUCAAUGCGGGAGAGUACUACUAGCACUGCAAAAGAAACUAUAACACCUGUGUCCAAGACACCCACAAGCAGCAGACGUCGCUCUAAAGACACCUCUGUUGAAACAAUACAGCAACAGCAAACGCCGACAAAGAAAACAGUAGUGACAGCAGAGUUGUCUGAUUCAUCUAGUUCUGGCACAGACGGCAGCACCAGCUCAUCAUCUUCAGGCGGUAGUAGUGACAGCGGCAGUAGUAGUGAUUCCAGUGAUGCCGAGAGCGAGGUUGCUGAGGAGGAAGAGCGUCUUACACGUGCAACAGCGGCCAAUAAACGCUCCCCGCGUAAGUCGAUUGAUAAGCCACCGGUUGUGACGCGACAGAACUCCUCCACAAUUAACACCGCUCAAGGUGCAACCUCCGCAACCAAGUCGCCUAAGAGCACUCCUCAAAAGCCAUUGCGACGUAAUAUCAGUAACACUAGUAGCAGCAGUGGUAACUUAGUCACGCCUGAUGAGCCCGUAUCAGAUAACAAACAACAGAAAUUGACCAAGCGUAAAUUGUCCUUGGAUGACAAGGUAAAGAAGUCAGCGACAGUCAAGCAAACUUUAGCUGAUGCAGCUAUUGUUGUAGACGAUGAUGAGGAAGUACCAGCUCCAACACAAACACAAACACAGCCUAAUUCGAUGCGUACCCGGGCAAUGCGUCGCUCGAAGUCAGGGCCAUCCUCACCGCCGCAUUUAGCACAAUCAACUGCAGACACAGAUAAGAAAUUGGAGCAAAAGAUCCAACCGAAAUCUCCGAAGCCCGCACCCCUUGCGCAGUCUGUGUCUUCAACUUCGGAUCGCAUGUCUGAGAGCGAUAGUGAAAAGAAUAAAACUGUAUUAACCUUAACCGAAGAAAUAACACAGCGUAAGGUUUCCAACAGUAACUCUAAUAGCUCAAACUCCACGAUCCAGCAGGGAAAUACUAAAAAUCAAAACAAAAAUCAAGGCUCCUUGGACAAACUCUUGAAUAAAUUGGAACAAGAGGCGAGCAGAAGUUCGCUGAUCAAUGUGGUCGAUCCUGUUGCAACUACUCUACCGGUGUCUCUAUUACCAACUAACAUUAUUGGUGAGAAAGUGGGUGUCAAAGAAAGAUCGCCUACUCCCAUUUUGCCAGCCGUCGAAGUUGUGGCCGUCAGACCACCUGAGCAUCCAAAAAUUAUUAUUGACACGAAAAACGAAAGCGGUGAAGUACCAAUGGAUAUUGAUGAAGAGCUAACAACGGCUCCUACCCAUACCACUUUGCCGUCAAGUAAGAUUUGUGACUUGGAGGAUAUAGAUGAACGACCACCGGCAGCGCCCAUGCCAGCUUCGCCUCCAUCACCAGUAUCUUCGGUGUCGGACGAUGAGCUUUCUAAUGAGUCAGAUGAACAAAGCCCCUCCCAAGGUGGACGCAGAAGGCGACGACUACAUCGAAGGCAUCGCCGAACGCGACCUGGAAGUCCACCACUGUCACCCGAAGAGGAACACACACAUCACACGCAGCACCUACUCAACGAGAUGGAGUUGCUGCGAGAACUUGAAGAGGAACGCAAAAUUGCAGCAAACGCUAGCAAAUACUCAGCGUCUUCUUCAUCACCUGCUGUGGCAGUUAUAGCACCUGAACCGCCGGAGAUUAUCGAAUUGGAUUCAAAUUCAAACUCAACAGGUAGCGACCGACUCAAACAACAGCAGCAGCAACAGCAAGCUUCACUACAACCCACAACUCAGCAAACGCAACCACAGUCACAGGAGCAGCAACACCAAAUUGACUUAGCUACACAAAUUGCACACACUUCAUCGGUACCACAAACGCCUGCCUCACCAUCGUCUUCGCCGGCGCUUGUGGUAGACAUAUCUGGUGGAACGCCGCUACAAAAAGCAAAUCACGAAAGUGGUUGCAUUAGCGUACCCCCAACUCCGCUUAACAUUUCAUUGCACGAAUCUCAAAACAAUAUGGACGAAAAUUCGCAGGGCGCUAUGAACAUAACUGAUUUGAAUAGCAGUAAUAGCCGACAUCAACCCAUUGUGGACACAAUACUCGACAUGGAGGAUAAUGUAAACCAAAAGCAACGGCAGCAACAACAGAAUGCCUUCGCUAAUGCUUUGCUCAGUGCUGCAUCUUCAUUCUCGGCGACUGUGAAUGCUGAUUCGGUACUGGAUGAGCCGGCGGAUGGUCUGAGUCUUUUGAGUGCGACAACCAAAGAACUAACCGAGGAAGAUAGUUUCCUGGCAACGCGUACUUUGGUUGAAAAACUGCGCAAGAAACGCAUACGCGCCGAUGAGCCAAAAGAACCGGAUUUGCUAAAGCCUCCUCCAACGCCAGCCAUACCAUCAGUAUUUCCAUUCCAUAAUGCAGCUGAUCCAGAAGACAUUAUUCACGUGCAGAAAGAAAAUGCCGCAGCAGCAGCAGCAGCAGCGGCGGCGGCCGCAGCUGAAGCCAGCAAUUGCCUCUUUGUUAGUCAAGGUAGUAAAGGUAGCGGCGGAACGUUGCUACCUCAUGAACAGCAAACUAUUGGCGAAAUAAAAGAUGGCGGCACUCUAGGUGUUCCGGCUGUGACGGUAACGCCAACAUCUAAUGCAUUCAGCCGAACGUCGCAUACGGCAGUUACAACGCCUAAUACCCCGCCCAACUCUAAUACUACUAUGGGUGCAAUAAAUGCUUCCUCAAACAGCAAUAUGGUAAAUAGUAGCAACAGCAAUAACAACAUCGGUGCGUUGACAUACACUGAGCCAGUGCUAGGCUUCAUGGAGAAAAAUGUUGCGGCUGACAUCUGCAACGUGCCGAUAUCGCCACUGCAACAGCAGCAGCAACAACAAGGAGCGAACUACGUACAGGCACAAACAAGUCAAACACAGCCACAGCCACAGCCUCCGGAUGUUGCUGAAAUUACAUCGUUCCUAGAAAAGGAACUAUCCAAAAAGUCAAAUAGCAAAGGCAGUGGUGUUAGCAGUUUCAAUAAGUUGCCGAACACUGGAGGAGGAAGUGUUAAUGCGGUGCCUGGAACGCCUGAUUUUGUAGACUUAGCGGCCAAAGAUAAUAUUGACUUUACUAGGACAACUAGGCGCGUUGGGGGCAACAAUAACAAAUUAGCGGUCGAUUGCGACUAUGAUGAGAACACCCGAAUGCAGUCGCCAUACGGGCUACCCGCCACCCGCCUUUGGAAUGAGAAUGAAAUGAUUGCAGCAAGACGCUCCUCGUCGCCAAGCUCAGUGUCGGAAUCGAAUGAUCAGGCAAGUGCAAUGGAAAUGCAACAACAGCAGCAACAGCAGCACCUACAACAAGUGGGACAUUCCAUGCAACAACAGCAGCAGCAACAACAACCGCAAACGUCUCUUCUUCAGUCAAAGGAUUUGGUCAACAAUGCAAUUGGUGCACAAGCAACGGGAAUGCAACAACAAACGGCCGCACAAAAUUGCAACAAAGGUUACUUUAAUAGGGUCGACUCAUACGACAUGCCGUUUACACAUAGUCAACAGCCGCAGCAGACGCAGCAGCAAUCGCCGCUGGUUAACGGCAUUGAUUCACUUAUAAGCUAUAAUCAGGGCUAUAAUCAACAGCAGACAACGCCCACACAUACCACUUCACAACAACAACAGCAGCAGCAGCAACAACAAACAACGCCAAAUCAAGGUAAUAACCAAUAUAACGGCGGCUCUGUAAGCCUUUUCCACAAUACUCCAGCCACCAUGCCGGUCAUGAACCAAAUGCCUUUUGUCCCCAAUUCUGGCGUGGGCACGAUGUAUCCCACAUCAACUAGUUUGAGCGCUAAUGUACCCAUGUCUACAGCUUCUGUACAACAACAACAGCAGCCGUCAAGUGAUGUGGGACUGUAUGGGGUGCGCACCAGCGAUCCUAAUUCGGUGGGUGCCAACACCGCUAUCGCCGGCACAACGCCGCAAACACAGUAUGGAGGUGCUGCUUUUACAUCUUCCACACACAAUCUGGCUUUGACGGCGUCCAUUGUUGGCACACCAGGCGGUACAUCAUUGCUAGACCAUCAUUCGCCGCAUCAACAUCAGCAUGCCAUGCACGCGCAACAGUCGGCUGUGCCGCAGCAGCAGCAGCAGCAAACGCAAGCUGCGCAAUACGGCAUGAGUGUGCCAUCCGAUAAUGGUGCAGCGGCGGCUGGCUUAUACAGCCAAAUGAUAAUGCCCGUGCCGGCCGCGAGUCAGCAGCAGCCACAGCUCCAGGGACAAACGUCCCAAAAUACAUCACCCACAAAAGAAUCGCCUUCGAAGCGUUCAUCGACGCGUUACAAUCAGCAGCAACAACAAACUCCUCGCAACUCACACAAGUCGCCUCAGGUGCAGCACAAAUCACCUGGCAAAUCUCCGCGUCAAAUGGAGCUGCUGAGUAAACAGCUACAAUUACAGCAGCAACAACAACAGCCGCAACAACAGCAACAAGCACUUACCGAAUUCACAAACAUUCCGCAGAAACCUCCCCCGCCACCACCUAAAUAUGAUCCCAUGACGCAUACGUUGGCGGGCAAGCCGCGUCAACGUGCGCCACGCGGUACCGGCGUUGGUUCACGUGGCCGUGGUCGUGGUCGAGGUCGAGGACGUGGCAGCAGCGCUGCUAAUGCUGUCAUACCUUUGCCCCCGCAGAUGCAGCAUGACGGCAAUGCUCACUACGUCAACAAUUUGGUAGGCACGCCGUUCGAGUUCAACUACGAUGAGGAUCUUACCGCACCGGGCGUCGAAAAUUUGCAAUCGCUGCGCGAUCGUCGACGCUCCUUUGAUGCCCGUUGCAAUCAGCAAGCGACCAUGUCGCAUCCUCAUCAACAGGCGUCAUCCGACACACAAAAAUAUACCAGCCCAUCUGCAUAUGGCAGUUGCAAGGUGCGCGGUGCUGGCGCCGGCGUAACGAACUCUGCUACAGCGAGCGGCUUGGUGAACUGCAAUAAUAGCGGCAGCGGCGGUCGCAAUACAUCACAUUUAGCAGAGGCGCUUAAAUCGAACACCAACACCAGUUGCGACCACUCCAAUACUCAGCAAUCUCUAUUACAUUCCAUUGUGCAGCCGGUGUUGCCGGGUCCGGUGGAUAUGCGAACGUACAAUGUGUACGAGGCAUCGGCAUCGCAAGAGACCUACAAUAACAAUUUACUCAGCGAUUUCGAUUCCGGCGCAGCUGAGCAAACACUACCUGAAUUCGAUGAAGAGGAUGAAAAGGAGUUCCAGUCCGCUCUACGUGCAACUGGAUCAACGAUUUCCACAAAGCAAUUAACGCCGAGUGGCAAUACGUCGGCUCCGCCAAGUAGUGCAAAUGUGUCAGCGACAAGCUUAAUAGGAAAUUCGAGCGCCACGGCAACGCUGAGCGAAGUAACAGCUAGUGGUCUAUCGAAUGCCUGCUCAACGUCCGUUAUAUCUGACCUGGUAAUGCCGGCUGACUUGCAGACCUCGAUGGAGACUACAUCUGAGGAGGUAUCAAUCGACUCGGAUACAACACUUGCAACUAAAGCUUCACUUUCCGACUCUCGCAAUCAGCUCAAGUUGAAGAUCAAGGGACCACUUGCUUGCCGAGACAACAGCUACAACUACAUCGCAUCAAGCACAUCGAUGAGUGUAAACACUACCAACGUAACGCAGGCGGCUGUCGGAAUUGUGCAAACGGCUGUGUCAAUGCAUGGUCAGAUUUCCGCAAAUGUAGUUGGCGGCGCAUCAGUUGGUGGCGGUGGCAAUAGCAGUAGUGGCGGCAUGAAUUCCCGACGCAUGCGCAAAAAAGAGUUGCUCAGCCUCUAUGUUGUACAAAAGGACACGCAUAUGGAUGAUUCCUCUGGAGGACUACCACCUACCGAGGUGGGAUUGACAAAUACUGUGGAGAGUUUACGAAAAGGCGAUGCGCUGGGCGGCACACUAGAGGAAUACGGCAGCGAGUUGGGCCUGGGAGGAAGCUCGAAACGUUCAAAGAAAAAUUCCAGCCGUGAACUACGCUCAAUGGACGCCUCUAGUGAUCUCACCGAUAUUGGCACAGGCUUGGGUAAUGACGGGCGUCGACGUAGCGCUUGUUCGUCGGGCAGCACGGAUGAGCGUGGUGCCAAAACGGGUGCAGCAUCGAGUGCAGGCAAGCGACGUGGACGUAGCAAAACUGUUGAGGGCUCUGAGGAUGAGCCUACCCCGAAAUUGAAGAUCAAAAUACGAGGACUGGCUGAUGGCAGCGUCAGUGCAACAACGAUAAGUGGAAAUUCCACAUUCGAUAAUAGCUAUCAAUACGAUAUGUCACGCCGCAUGGUAGCCUGUCCGCCUAAAAAGCGGUUGACUUCAAAUUACACGCCACACACGUUCGAGGACUACCGCCGCGAAUCGAUGAACUAUCGCAAAAUAAUUAUGCAAGAUUUCGGAGAGGAUGAUGAAGAACGCACACGACGCGGUGGUGGUGGUAGCGUGCUAGAUACUUCGGUAGUGCCACCAACAAAGAAACCAAAGUCUUCCAAACCGAAGAAAGACAAGAAGGAAAAACGACGCAAUAAGGAGAAGCUAAUGUCUCCGGCAACAGCAACUGUUGUUGAAAAUAUGGCGAGUGCGUCACCUGGCGAAGCGCCUAAGCUUAUUAUACGCUUCGGCAAGAGAAAAUCUGAUGUACCGGAGGUGACAGAGCGACCCGCCUCCGAGGAAACAACAGCAACACCACCAAUAACCACCGCACCCAUACGUUUAAAGUUGGCGCGAGCCUCUGAUGGUGACGGUUAUGUUAUUGGCAGUAAAAAGAAAAAGGAGAAGCGUACGCCGACAUCCACUUCUACACCAACAACAACACCCGCUUCAACGCCCAGUGGAAACACGAACAUUACACCAUUGGCUACAGCAACCUUUUCGUCAGCACACACUACGCCUACGACUAAAGCUGUUAGUGAGCUAACCGGUGACGACUCCGCCAAUUACAAUUGCGAACGAACGACACCGAGCGUUGUCGCCAUGCUAAAUAGUUUUGGCACCGCCACUAAUGUUGGUGGUGACACGAGUAAUCGCGAUGAAACCGAUCCGCUUGCGUCGACGCCGAAAGAGGCCAGCACACCAUCGCCACGUCUGGUGAUCGACACUUGCAAGGGAGUCGAUGUACACGAUUCUAAUACUGCAAGCUCACUGGUCGAGCCUUUGUCGGUGAGUACAGGCAUCGGCGGCGAAGCUGGCAAUUUGGGUAGUGCCUUUGCGCCAAUAGCGCCACUAACGGUUAAUUGUAAUGAGCACAGCAGUGGCAACAGUAACAGCCACAGCCACAGCCAUAGCCAUAGUGCUAGCAGCAGUAGUAGUGGUGCCAGCGCCAGCGGUAGUAGCAUAAGUGGUGGCAGCUUAAAUAGUGCGCACAAUACGGCAAACAACAGUAACAGCAACAACAACAACAAUAGUAGCAGUAAUAGUCACAAUAAUAAUACUAAUAAUAACAACAAUAACAGCAACAGUGGUUUACUUCCAUUAAACAAAGACUGUGAAGUCAGAUGAUAAUCACGAAAUUGGUCUCCGCUUAGCCGUUCGCGGCUGCAGUGGGCGCCAAAAUGAUAAGUACAUAUGUAAUUAGAUAGUAUGUAGUAUGUAGAUGAACGGAGUGGGGGCGCAUGUGCAAAGGAUCGAGCGAGAUUAUUUGAAGACGAUGGGCAGAAAAAUCAUUAGUAGUCUAUGGAAUCGUACAGAUUUAGCGUUGGAGCAUUGUACAGUUUUAAAAUUAUCGGUACAUGUUUUAAUAUUUUUAUCGCUCCAGUAGGACAGACGCGCAAGGCGUAAAUUUUUUAAAAUUUUCAACGCAU
This is a messenger RNA of Rhagoletis pomonella (apple maggot), 13229 nucleotides long. Its product is annotated as PHD finger protein rhinoceros-like. Bases 757 to 12927 code for a protein of 4056 amino acids. Gene Ontology annotation, biological process: regulation of transcription by RNA polymerase II. The transcript is spliced from 7 exons. The record is from RefSeq and is a predicted model, not a curated record. NCBI's taxonomy places the organism in Eukaryota, Metazoa, Arthropoda, Insecta, Diptera, Tephritidae.